CUGCUGCACCAUGGGAUUAUCGGUCGACUGUCGCAUGUUCGACGCAGCGGUGAUAAGGGCCUUUUCCCGCUCGAUCUUGCGGUAGACCGAGGCGAUGAGAUCGUCCCCGUCCAUGGUGAGGUGUCCGCGGACGAUGGAAACCGAAGGGAAAUUGGAGGAACUCGAGCAAUGCGACCUAAGGGUGGAAAUGAAGGUGGUGGGGUGAGAAGAAGGGGGAAAAAAAGGAGGGAAGAGGAAGAGGGGGGGAGGGGAGGUGGUGGUGGCCGACGAUCGGGAGAUAGGAUGUUGUUGUGGUGGUGGUGGUGUGGAGGUGCAGAAGGAAGAAACAGCAACAGCAGCAAUAGCAGGUGUCGCGGGGCUCUUGUUGACAGUUGCAGGGGGACAGGGAGGGGAAUCCGAUCGAUCGCAACGGGAUGUCAGGUCAGUCAGUCAAUAAUGCUUAAGCCACUCGGAAAACGUGAGACAAAAUGGCCCGUGGCGAUGACGGCUCAGACCCUCGUGUUGGUUGCUGGCAACCCAACUGUGGCUCAGGCAGUGGAAAGAAAAAAACCGAGAGAAGGAAAGAAGAUGAGGGAGUGUGAAAGCCCGUGUUGCUUAUUCUUCCUUCUUCUUCGUUCCUUACCGCCCGGCAUCAAGCCCUUUCUCUCCUUCAGGCAAGCAGUCACCGGCCGGAAUGCGCAUCAGCCACACUCCGUUUCCCCCAAAUGGAUCUGAUCCAUCAUCGGCCAAUUCACGGCCGGUAAUGAUGCAAUGUUCAACUUCACUCGGACUGGAUCCGGACAGGGUCUUCUACCACUGGCUCUGGUGGAAUCCGUUUCAGCUUUCACCGGGACUUGUCAGUGACAAGCCCAGGGGCACAAUCAGGUAGAUAAACACUAUUUGGUUUUCUCCCAAACCUUGGGCCCACUUUUCGACCUCACUUUUUGACCUCAAUAAACAAACAACCCGACUAAGGAGACUCGACAAAAGACCCUGAAGUUUAUUUCAGGGUUACUGAGAUUCCCCAAGUUUGUGUGCCAUUCCACUCCCUCUAGCUUGGCGACCCAGAUCGAUCCCUUUGCCCACAGUCACAGCCAC
Messenger RNA from Aspergillus sclerotioniger CBS 115572, 1077 nucleotides. RefSeq lists its product as uncharacterized. The coding region runs from base 169 to 714 and encodes 181 amino acids. The record is from RefSeq and is a predicted model, not a curated record. The transcript is spliced from 3 exons. NCBI's taxonomy places the organism in Eukaryota, Fungi, Ascomycota, Eurotiomycetes, Eurotiales, Aspergillaceae.